AUGCGUCCCCUGACCAAAAAGCCGCAGUGUGAGGGCCGUAGCUGGGGGUGGAGGUUAGUGGCUAGCUCGCCCCGGUUCUGGAAGGCUGGUGGUGACUACAGAGACCGGCUCAUGUCCACUCAGCGACACCAGGGCUGGACCUAUGCCUGUCACAGAGAGAGAGAGAGCGGAGCCGACUGUGCUCUGUCUCCCGCUACGACACCGGGCUGGCUUCCGGUCCCAUCCUGGCUUCAAAAUAAAACAGCGAGAUCAGUGGUUCCCGACCUUUUUUAG
Knipowitschia caucasica is the source of this 273-nucleotide messenger RNA. The record is from the annotation of a GenBank genome assembly. Lineage: Eukaryota; Metazoa; Chordata; Actinopteri; Gobiiformes; Gobiidae.